Ilex paraguariensis (yerba mate) is the source of this 1600-nucleotide messenger RNA. NCBI's taxonomy places the organism in Eukaryota, Viridiplantae, Streptophyta, Magnoliopsida, Aquifoliales, Aquifoliaceae. The record is from the annotation of a GenBank genome assembly.
ACAAAAAUUCUCUCUCGCUCUCUUUCUCCAGGCAUAAAAUGAUCACUGUGAGAGAAAGCAGAAUCAGAAGGAAAGUGAUGCCGGAGACCACAACAACAUCAUCGGAGAAAGUUCCGACUAUGAGCAGCGAAGCCAUGGAAGCCAUAUCUGACAGACUUUCGCAGCUCGAAAACUUAUACUUCCCUCGCGCUCUCCUAUCCUCCGCCGCCAAUCCCUCCCAACGCAAGUCCCUCCUCCUCGACCUCCUCUCUCGAGACAUCGCCGUUUUCUUAGAACGGUACGGUUCGAAACUAGAAUUUGAUGAGCUAAAAGAAUUUGAUGAGUUGAAAGACGAUUACGAAAUCAAUUGGCAUUUGAACCAUUUGCGGAGUGUGAUUAGUCCGACGACGGAGGAAUUGAGGUCGAGGUCGGCCAAGAUUAAGAAUCGGAGGUUGGGGUACAUGGAUAAGUUGAUGUGUGGUGGGAACUACUUUUCGGAGGAUGCGAUGAGGGAGAGAGAGCCGUACUUGCACCACGAGUAUGUGGGGAAGUUUCAGGACCCGAGUGGGAGGAGUAUGGCGAGGCCAGGAGAGCGGUGGUCUGAGACACUGAUGAGGCGGUCGGAGGAGGCCAUUUUGGUGGAGAAGAUUAGGGGGGAGCAGCAGAGGUUGGGUGUGGCUCAAAGGGAUUGGGUAGGAAAUGAAAUAGAACAACAAGAGGAAGAGGAGGAGGAGGAAGAUGAUGAAAAAGAAGAGGAAAGAGGAGCUGAAGCUGAAGAGAAUGGGGAGGCUGGUCUGAGUUCACAUCCUCCCGAGGCCUUCAAUAAUGUUCACUCCACUAGUGUUGUCCAGUCCACAAGUUUGUGGCCCUCUGAGGGAGCAAGUAUAUCUGAAGCCGAGAUGCAAGAUCAAAUGGACCAGUUCACCCACAUUAUGCAGCAAAAAUUUCUUUCAGGGGAAGAUCAUCAGCAUUUAGAUUACUCAAAAAUCGACGAGGAUGUGACCUUAGAUGAUCAUUGGAUGAGGGAGGCUAAUCACGAUGCUGAAGAAAAGUACUUUGCUGAUGUUUAAAAAUAAUGGCAAUGAUGCUGGCUUGCAGCAGCCUUGUUUCCUUCUCAUUCACUUCUGCAUGCUGGCAACAUAUUGCUCAUGUAAUUACAUAUCCCUUUUUAAUUUAUAUGUAUAAGAUGUAGCAUCUGAUUUCUUUGAGGUUAUGCCACUCUCUUGUUGCAUGAGCUGCGCAGUAAAACCAGGAAUCAUGCCCUCGUGGCCGGUUCUAUGCUGGAAUAACCAGCUACGCCUUGGGUUGGGAUCUUCAAGCUACCUCAUGUGGUCGGAGUUCCUUUCACAGAAUGCAUCAAAUCUGCUCAUUUUUUUCAUAUAUUUUGUCAAGUAUUUCUGAAGAAAGUAAUCAGAAUGACAUCCAAGCUAUUUCGAUUGCUUCAGUUUAGCUGCAUAUGUUCAAGAGCUUCUGGGAUCUUUUUCAUUUUUCUGCCACAGAAGUUUGUUGCUCGAUUGCUUUCUUGUAGCUUCUUCUAUGAUGUUAUGGGCAAUGGGCCUUUCCUGCAAGUAUUCACAUUCCAUGGUUUUAUUGCACUCUAAUUAGUGUGUACUAUCUUUAU